Paramecium tetraurelia is the source of this 1299-nucleotide messenger RNA. RefSeq lists its product as uncharacterized. The record is from RefSeq and is a predicted model, not a curated record. The transcript is spliced from 5 exons. Gene Ontology annotation, cellular component: cytosol. NCBI's taxonomy places the organism in Eukaryota, Ciliophora, Oligohymenophorea, Peniculida, Parameciidae.
AUGGAGAUGUUUGAUGAUACAAUAAGAGAAUUAUUGAGUAAAAACAAGGAUAUUGCAAAAAUUGUAGAUUUAGAAAAGCUCUCCUAGCAACCAGGGUUUAGGAUUGAGCAAAAUAACAGCUACGUUUAUAUAGGAUAGGUGUAAAAUGGAAUGAAGCAUGGAACAGGUAUUUUAAAACUUUUAGACUCCUUAAGAAUUUAUGUGGGAGAAUGGCAAAACGAUAAAAAAUGUGGGCUUGCGUAUGAGAAAUUCUAAAGCGGAGCUGAGUAUUUCGGGAAUUACAAUAACAAUAAAUAAAAUGGUUAUGGAGAAUAUGUUUGGGCUAAUGGCGAGAGCUACAAAGGAAAUUGGGUAGAGGGCAAGAAGUGUGGUUAUGGAGAAUGGUUUGGAUAAAAUACUUCGUAUAAGGGUGAGUGGAAUAAUGGAUUUGUUGAAGGAAAGGGAGUGUAUUAAUCUGAAAAUGGGGAUUAAUAUACAGGAGACUUUUUGCAAUCAAUGAAGCAUGGAUUAGGGGAGGAAUUAUUUGCUAAUGGAGACAAAUAUGCAGGCAGUUUUAAAAGUGGGAAGCCAGAUGGCUAUGGAGAAUAUUAUUGGAAAAAUGGAAGUUUAUAUUAAGGUUUCUUCAUGGAUGGCAUGAGACAUGGGCAUGGAGUUUGGCAAUCUAAUACUCAAGGUAAAAUUGAUAGGUACGAGGGAGCAUAUUCUAACGAUAAAAAAAGUGGAUACGGAGAGUUUGUGUGGUCCAACGGAACUGUCUAUAAAGGAAAUUAUUUUGAUGAUUAUAGGUAGGGGUAUGGUGAGAUGUAUUAAAAUGGAUGGGAUCGAGGAGUCUAAGUGGAAAAAUCAAAUACAAGAUUUAGAUUUUAAUAGAAAAUGAAGACUCAAGAAACAACAACCAGGAAAUGGAAGUUCAACAACAUAGAUGAAAUUUAAGAAUUAGAAGAAGAAACUGUAACAUCCGGAGCUGAAGCAAAAAACGAGAAUAAUCUCAAAACUAUCUAGAAGAGUUCUCAAUAAUGUCGUUUGAAGACCUUAAAUGUUGAGAGUAAACCAUAAAAUAAUGAUUAUACUCCCAUGAAACGAAGUCUUUAGUUAUAAAAAAAGGCUCCACCUGUAAUUUAAACGAGAAGUCGAACGCAAUCUAUGGGCAGUUGUAAAAUACCAAUUCUAUAAUAAAAAUAAAGAUCAAAUUCGAAUUAGAUUACUAACAACUAAAAAAUUGAAUAACUAGUUAAAUUGUCUCCUUAUAAGCAAACCCUUAGAAGUGGAAGAUUUAAAUUAUAGAAAAUAUAACUAUGA